Lates calcarifer (barramundi perch) is the source of this 928-nucleotide messenger RNA. RefSeq names its product dehydrogenase/reductase SDR family member 11-like. The record is from RefSeq and is a predicted model, not a curated record. NCBI's taxonomy places the organism in Eukaryota, Metazoa, Chordata, Actinopteri, Centropomidae. The transcript is spliced from 7 exons. Bases 41 to 805 code for a protein of 254 amino acids.
UGGGCUUCGUAUUUUAAAUGCAGGGUACCGGUGUGUUGUGAUGGAGCGCUGGAAGGGCAGAGUGGCUCUGGUGACGGGAGCCUCGGUCGGGAUCGGUGCGGCCAUAGCAAAGGAGCUGGUCCGACACGGUAUGAAAGUGAUGGGCUGUGCCAGGGACGUCGAAAAAAUACAGAAACUGGCAGCUGAGUGUCAAACUGCAGGCCACAGUGGUGUUUUGGUGCCUUUCAAGUGUGAUCUGAGCAAUGAAGAGGAGAUUCUAUCCAUGUUCUCUGUCAUCAAAGCGCAGCACAAAGGUGUGGAUGUGUGCAUCAACAACGCCGGCCUGGCUCAUCCAGACUCACUGUUAAAUGGCAAAACCAGUGGCUGGAGGAACAUGCUGGAUGUGAACGUUGUUGCCUUGUCAAUAUGCACACGUGAAGCGUAUCAGUCAAUGAAAGAAAGAAAUGUUGAUGAUGGCCACAUCAUACACAUAAACAGCAUGAGCGGACAUCGUGUCCCUCCUGGUUCUUCACAUUUCUACUGUGCCACCAAGUACGCUGUGACGGCCUUGACAGAGGGCCUGAGACAGGAGCUGCGAGAGGCCAACACCCACAUCAGAGCCACAUGUAUUUCUCCUGGUUUAGUAGAGACAGAAUUUGCUGCACGUCUCUUAAAAGAUGAUCCUGAAAAAGCUGCUGUUGUGUACUCUAAAUAUAAGCCUUUGCAAGCAAUCAAUGUUGCGGAUGCUGUUACAUACGUCCUAAGUGCCCCUCCCCACGUGCAGAUUGGAGACGUUCAGAUGCGACCUGUGGAGCAGUUGGUGUAGUGUUGCACCAUGUGACAGCUGAUUUAUUGCACUAAGAAAUUCUCCAUCUGACUGGUUUAUGACAUUUGUGAAUCUAAUUGCUUAAUAUGACACUGUAUUAACUUUAGCUUUUAAAGCUCAUGC